GAAUUGGCUGUCAGUUGAGGAAAAACCAAAAUUGACAGGCCUGUUGAUUGAUUUUAUUUUCCAAACUUUUCCUGUGUUUUUUAAACAAAUUAACUCUCAAAUUACGAUUGAAAAUAUUAAAACGUAUGUUUAGUGAUUUACCUCCUAACGAAAUUCUCUUUUUGUCUAAUUAUGGCUACUAAAGAGCUUGCUCUCAAUAAUUUGUGAUUAUUAUGUCUGCGCGUAAUUAUUUAUCGGCCCGUGAAAAGAAUAUCAACAGAUACAUUGAUUCCUUACCGCAUAUUAAUUCUCAGAAGUUUAGUUAUCGUUCAGAGCUGCCUGCCUUAUCAGCUAGCAAGAAUAAUCUAGUGAACCGUAACUUACCCUAUUCAUUCGAAGUGCCCUUUCGUUUGGGCAGUGCUGAAAGACCUACCACUCCAUUUUCUGAUUUCUUUUCGGAGAGUGAGACAGGAACCCCAGACUUACGUAGUGAAGAAAGCGACAGCAGUGCCGGCUCAGCAUUACGCAGGAGCACAGCAGAAGCCACUCAGACGUUGGCUGCAGAGUGGGAGAGGAUAGAGCGGACCCUGUACAAUGAGGAGGGGGAGAAAAGCAAUCGGCCGCAGAUCAUCGAGGAGUGCAAGCAGUGGAGGCAGUUGCAUCCGCAGCUUAGGGUCGUCGGAAAAGCUAUAUCUCUACCAGAAAAGCGGCCAUUCAGAGGAAUUGAACAUGACGAGGUAAUAGCUAUGCACUACAGUGAUUACGAAGGAUUCAGUGAAAGUGAAGAGCGCCUCUCUCAGAGCAGUACUGACGUCACUCCACAGAACUCCCCAAGAAUAUCCAUAGAAAACUUGUCCGAGCCCAAAAUGCAGCGUGAAAAGGUAAAUCUUUUUCCUAUAUUUGGAGACGAGCAUGAGCUUCCCGACUCAUUUUGCUCGCUCCUACACAUCACGCCUAUACAAAUACGGAGCCCUUUACACAGGAAACGGCAGAAUCCUUUUAUAAAAUCGGAAAUAGCAUCGUCGCGAUGGAUGCGAAGCUCGCGACCUGAUUCCUCAGUAAACUAUGACCGGAACAGUGCAAAGUCUUUUGUUUCUUUGGAUCCGUCAAAUUAUGGAACGGCUAUGAGCGCUUCAGAGCGCAAAAAUGCGUUAAAUAGCAGAGUGAUUACUGCGAAAAGUAGAGAUCUGGCCAAAUUGGAGCCUCUUCACACCCCUGAGUACCAUGACACUCACAGGUUACCCAGUGCGUUCGGCCAACAUAAUAAUGCGAGGAAGGUUUCGCUUCCACCAUUAUUACUUGAGGAAGAAAAAAGAAAAGUUAGUGCAGGGAAAAAAUAUAACAUAAAAACCAGGAAAUCGUCAAAACACGUGUAUAAUUUGGACAGGGUGAAGUAACCAACAAUGAUCUCGUCAUUGUCAAGGAAAACUGACGAAAAUGUAAAACUAAAUUAAUAUACUGUUGCGGUGACUGGUGAGCGUUGAUUUGAACUUUGUUAUGGUGUGCAGCAAAAAGGGAUACUACUGAUAGUACAUUUUGCUGGCUAACUUGUAAAUAGUCAGGGGUCAGGGUACCAUUUCAGGCUGGCUUUACCAAUGUUGGAUUGUUAAAUUUCCCAAGAAGGAUUAUUCUUUUUUUAACAAUAGGGUUGAGUUUCCUUUAAUGCUCUGGCUUAUUUCAACGAAUUUUACCGCAGUUGCCAGCGCAUUUGUUGCAACAAUUAAAAAUACCAAAUACUUUAUACAGUAUUUAUAUCUUUCAUUAUGCCUGUCAAGAGGUGUUUUGACAUUUUUAUUGAAUAAUCGGAAGUAAAUUUUGAGAUGCGUGGUAGAUUUUCACAGUUUGGGUUGGAUAGCACAAAAGUGGUUUUAAGAAUGUACUAGUUUUGCUCUGGAAGUUAGUGGACUAUGGAAGUGAAUGUAGCAGUAUUAUUAAAUGUAGUAUUAAAACGUGUCUAGUCAAUUACUGUUAAGGUUUGCGACUGUGCCUUUCAUCUGUUGAUAGAAUGUUGUUCAUUUGUGUGUACUAAGGGAGUGCCUUAGGUUCUCAAUGUUUUGUUGACUCCUUGUGGAGAACAUAUCAGAAUGAAAUAUAUAUUUUUAAAUUAAAAAAUAGUGUGAUUUUAUAUGCAUCCCUUUCUUUACAAGUUUGGUUCAAAAUCUGUAACAGUUAGACGUACCGGACCGUGACUUUGGUCCGGUCAUCAUGUCUUUUUUAUAGCUGCCUCAAUAACAGAGUUGUAAUGGACCACAUUUCCUUUACGAUAAAACAGGCCUCAGACCGGACCAAUAUAGUCCAGUACGUCGGUCAGACAGCUUGUAUAGAAACAAAAUGGCAACACUAAAAAAAUGCAUCAGGGGAUUUUUACAUAUCGGGAUAUGUAGGUGUUGAACAAAAACAAUAUAUCAAAUACAAAUACAGAAUUUAUUUUGAUAUUUACAUUAUUUGCAUUUUAUUAACAAUCAACAUCAACAAUAUUAAAUAAUUUGUCCUUGUGGUGUGAUACAUUCGAACAUACUGCCAACAUUACACUCGUCACUAGCCAGCGAGUAGUGUGAUGUUGCCAGGUUAUAACGGUGGUAUUCUGUAAACGAUCGACUAGAAGCGGUGAAACAUGGGGUAGUUAUGCUGAGAACAAUUUGAGCAACUGCUGACAAAGCUGUGAGCUUCUAGUAUGGGGUUGCCACAAUUAUUAAGCUCGCAAUUCCUUUGUAAAAAUCUUGUAGUUUUUAUAAGGAUCCAAUGUUUUGAUUGCAUCCAUAGUUGUAUAUUUGUUACUUCUCUGUUUAUUUAAAUGUUACACGGAAUUGGAAAUCAAUUACUCUUGUAAAUUUUACUUUAAUAAGAAAGUGGGAGCGCAAAUAUUUGUAGGUACUAAGAUUGCGUCCUCCCGGCUGCUUACGUAACUAAAACUUACAAGUGUUUUUACGUCGAGAUUAAUACUGUGGCAAUCCGCAGCGAAAAGUGGCGCUACACCGCGCCAUCGUAUAAUGCGUUUCUAUUUGGCACUGUGAACUUGGACUCAAUCUUAUUCCACAUUUCAUUUUAAAUUUUCGAGAUACUUUUCAAAUCAGUGCCAAAUAAAGGCAAGAAGUAAACUGUAGACCAAUCUUGCGACAAAGCGAUCCUUGUGUUGCUAUUUAUUAAUUUUACACAGUAUAAAUUUAAAUUGUUACAAUUAUUUACCUCACAGCCAUCAUUAUAAUAUUGAUACUACGUUAAUAAAGAGGACUAUAUGUAACAACACGAUAAGAUGGCAUUCAGCUUACAAAAGGGUCUAGCGAACAUCGUAGGUAUUAGAGAGUGUAAGAUUUAUUUAUAUACGUAUAUAAUACAUGAAAAAUUCACCAUUCCGUUUCUAAAAACGUUAACAACCUCAAGCUAUUAGCAAUAGUCAACAAUGUUGUUAAUUCUAGGAAUUUAAUGCACACAGAACGUGGUUACUAGUUGCGAGUAGGCAUUCGUGUUCGUAUAAGUUCGUUGGAGCUAUUCCUAGGUAUAGGUAUAGGGGGUUGCUCAGGAGCGGACAUGGCUUAGGUGGUAGGUAAGACUAUCCUGAAUCACAAUAUCAUCGGCUCGUUCCAAUUUAUGAAGAAAACAAAAAAAUAAUUACUUAUUGCCUAUGAGUAGCGUUAUUGCUGUUUCAAUUAAAAAUAGUUUAAGUAUAUUUUUAUGGCGCAAGGAGAACUCUUGCAUCGAUAUUUAAAAGUAUUAUUAGCAUCAGACGUACAAGGUAUUCGAUUGGAACAAGCCGCUGGUAGCUAUCAUUCUCUAAGAAUAUACUUUAAAAGUGAUAUGUGACAAUAUGCUCUCUCCGUCCUAACCCCACUAAUAACUGUGUUAUUUAUUAAGAUAAGGAGAUACUUAUGAAAUGAAAGCACGAACUAAUAGACAUCCAAUGAAUUACGGACGUAAUAUUAAAGUAACGUCGGUGAUUGUUUGUGCGUCUGCAACAUAUUGAACUAAUGGUGCAGAACUUGCGAAAUAAGAUUAUAUUUAAAUUAUUGUAAAUUGCGUAAUCAUACCUAACUCUAACACUGAACCGCGAUUGUAGUAUGUGUCCAGAGAGUAGACAGUUUUAAUAUUAGGUGGCAGCACCUCAAGGUAAAGAUUGAAUUAUCGUAUAUUCGAUAUCGAUAUUAUUUUUUAUUACCUAUGAAAGCGUAGAUGAAACGAAAAGGGUUCUGUGUACCAAAUGUUAUAACCGUCUACUCUCUGGUAUUUCUUAUAACAGUCUAAAGUGAUCGAUACGAUUGAAGGCAAUCGCAGAAUCCCAAUCAAUAAGUUCGAGCAGACUGUUGAUGCACAGUUUUGCGUUCUGAUUGGCAGAUCUCGACCAAUCACAUGCUUUUUACCGUUAGAAUUCGAACAUUCAAAUCUUUUUUGAACCAUUAAAAACGGUCAGAGAUUGAAAUUCUGUGGGAUUCUGAAUUGCCGAUCGUAUUCGAAUAUCGAAUUUGACCUUUUUGCGUGUAACAAAAAGGACUUGGUAGUAGGCACUGUAAUGUGUCCGUCACAAUAGGACCCGGCAUGCACUUAAGCUAUUCAUUCAAUACUCCAUGCAAACCAGGAUUCUUCUAUUUGGUCUUGAAAAUGUAAUUUUCACCUCGUUAUCAGAUGGACAAUAUGCAAUACGUAUAGUCGGAUACGUCACAAUAGGGGUUCCGCAAGUGUUGCUUUUUUUGUUUUUCAAUGACUCAUAUUAGGUAUAGGUACGAUCACUGCCAAAUAGAAGUAUCCGUGCCACAUGGCGCAUAUACUCGAUGAUAAAUGGCAUAUAUCAUGCUUACGUCGCUUUCAUUU
Molecule: messenger RNA, 4782 nt
Organism: Leguminivora glycinivorella
Lineage: Eukaryota; Metazoa; Arthropoda; Insecta; Lepidoptera; Tortricidae
Exons: 3
Coding region: 213-1376 (387 amino acids)
Source: RefSeq, a predicted model, not a curated record